Phyllostomus discolor (pale spear-nosed bat) is the source of this 3185-nucleotide messenger RNA. Its product is annotated as zinc finger protein 660-like. The record is from RefSeq and is a predicted model, not a curated record. The transcript has 3 exons. Gene Ontology annotation, molecular function: RNA polymerase II cis-regulatory region sequence-specific DNA binding; DNA-binding transcription factor activity. Gene Ontology annotation, biological process: regulation of transcription by RNA polymerase II. Bases 1 to 1722 code for a protein of 573 amino acids. NCBI's taxonomy places the organism in Eukaryota, Metazoa, Chordata, Mammalia, Chiroptera, Phyllostomidae.
AUGGUAACCCCAGUACCAGGGACACCCUCCUCGCCCGCCGCUCCCACCCGUCUCCUGCCCCGGAGUACGAUGGCGGCGACCGAGCUGAAGCUUCGGGGCGAGGUUCUAGUGACCUUCGAGGAUGUUGCUGUGUCUCUCUCCAGGACAGAAUGGCUCCUCCUUGAUGAGACCCAGAGACACCUGUACCUUAAUGUCAUGCUGGAGAACUAUGCUCUUAUAUCAUCUCUGGGUUGUUGCUGUGCAGCAGAGCAUGUGGUGGCACCCACUGAACAGAAUAUUACUAUAAGAAUCUCAAAGGCUAUGAAUCUGAAGUCAGCACUGUCUUUCCAGAAGAGCCACCCAUGUGAAAGUUGUAGAUGUGUCUUGAGAGACAUUUUCCUCUUGGUUGACCAGCAGGGAACCCAACAGGGCCCAACACUGCUGAAGUGUGGGGCAUGUGCAAAACCAUUUUAUUUCAGUGCACAGCAUCACCAGCACCAGGAACAGGACACGACAAAGAAUGGUUUCAUAAGCAAUGUGGACAGGGUCUCACUUGCAAAGAACUGCAAUUUCCAUGUGUCUUGGGAUCCUUGUACCUCUAGUCGGGUUGGAAAAUGCUUCCUCAUCAGCUCCAGAUAUUGUGAGCAUCAGUCUGCUUACACCAUGCACAGAGAAAAGGAAAACUCUAAGCCUGGAAUGACUUUUCAAACUGCAAAGUAUUACACCCCAAGAGAAUGCAAGAAAGCCAUUGGCUGUGAUGACACACUCAUUGAGGACCAGAGCUUCCUUACUGGAAGACAGUGUAUUUUGUGUUGUGAAUGUGGCAAGUCUUUUACCAGAAUUUCUGCCCUCCAUGCUCAUCAGAGAGUUCACACUGGAGGAAGGUCUUACAAAUGUGAUGUAUGUGGGAAAUCUUUUGCCAGUCGCAGUGGCCUCUUAUAUCAUCACAGAGUUCACACUGGAGAAAGGCCUCAUGAGUGUGGUAAAUGUGGCAAGUCUUUUACCCAGACCUCUACCCUCCGUUGUCAUCAGAAAGUUCACACUGGAGAAAGGCCUUAUAAGUGUGAUGAAUGUGGGAAAUCUUUCAUCAGUCACUCUGUUCUCCGUCGUCAUCAGAAAGUUCACACUGGAGAAAGGCCUUAUAAGUGUGGUGAAUGUGGGAAGGCUUUUACCCGUAGCUGUAUCCUCAGGUAUCACCACAGAAUUCACACUGGAGAAAGGCCUUAUGAAUGUGGUGAAUGUGGGAAAUCUUUUACACAAAACUUUACCCUACGUGUUCAUCAGAGAGUUCACACUGGAGAAAGGCUAUAUAAGUGCCGUGGAUGUAGUAAAUCUUUUACCCAUAGCUGUGACCUUCUUGAACAUAAGAGAGCUCACACUGGAGAAAGGCCUUAUGAGUGCAGUCAAUGCAGAAAAUCUUUUAUCUGUAAAUUGGACCUUCGUAUUCAUUAUAGAGUUCACACUGGAGAAAGGCCUUAUGGCUGUGGUCAAUGCGGAAAAUCCUUUACCCGUAGCUCUUCCCUCCAUCUUCAUCACAGAGUUCACACUGGAGAAAGGCCUUAUGAGUGCAGUCAGUGUGGGAAAUCUUUUUCCAGUAAGUAUGGUUUUCAUUGUCAUCAGCGAGUUCACACUGGAGAAAGACCUUAUGAGUGCCGUGAAUGUAAGAAGUGUUUUAAACAGAACUCCACUCUUACUCAGCACUACAGAAUUCAUUCUAGAGAAAAAUCCUAUGAGUGCACUUAAUGUGGAAAACAUGAGUAACUGCCUUUUUGUCAUUGAAGUGUUGGCACUGGAUAAAGGCUUUUUGAAUGCAUUGAAGUUCUGUAAUCUUUCACCAGUAAUUCUGCUGGUAUUAUCAGAGUUCACAAAGGAGAGAGGCUUUAUGAGUGCUCUGAAUGUAGGAUAUCCUGUAGCUAUAGCAGUCACCCAUAUUAAUAUUGAAUAGUUCACUCAAAAGAAAGGCCUUAUGAGUGCAGUGACUGUGGGAAGUCUUUUUCUUGCAUCAGUAAUUUCCAUUAUUGUGAGUUUACACUGUAGAAAUGCCUGUUGAGUGCUUGUAAAUAUGGGGAAUCUUACAUUGGCCAUGAUUUCCAUUUCACCAGAAUUCACGAUGACUGAGUCUUAAAGUUAAGUAACUUUGGAAAAUCUUUUGUCACUUUGUUAUAUAUUUGAGAGUUCACAGGGGUGAAAGGUUUUAUAUAUACAUGCAAUAUGAUACAUUUUUUUCUUAUAACACCAAGCUCCUUUAUUCAGAGAUUCCACUCUGGGGAAGAGCUUUAUGAGUACAGUGAAUGUUGGAAAUGCUUUUUCAACCCUUUUUUUUUUUUUUACUUAUCAUCAGAGAGGUCACACAGGAUAUAGGCCUUAGGGGCUCAUCAAAUUUAAAUAUUUUAUCUCAGAGUCAUAAUCCCUUUAAUCACAGUUCAAACUGGUUAAAGGCUGCACAUGUAAAGUGAAGUUGGAAGAUCUAUAGCAAUAAGUUUAUACCCUUGGAACGUUGGAGUGUUCUCACUGUGUAAAUGGUUAUAUUUUGGGAAAUGUGUUGUUUUCCAGUGCAGGAACACUGAAGAGAACUUUCUGAGGAACCUCAGAAUUUAAUUUUAUAUGUUCACAGUGUGGACAUGUCUCAGAUUGUAAUGGUUAAAUUUCUGAAGAACCUAACAAAAUAGAAACUAAACCAGCUGUGACUUUACACAUUCUUACUCCUAGUGUAUAGGGGUUGUUUCUCCCCAUCUAACAAAAUCUUGAGUGUUUUAUAUUUGUCAGUUCUAGUUCUUUUUAUAUGUUCAUCAUGCUCUCUCUGUUGUUUUAGUUGCAUUUCCCUGAGGAUUUAUAACGAGCAUUUUUGUAGGUGUGUGUGCACUACUGAUAUGUUUUUAGUAUAUUGCGUGUUCACAUAAUUUACCUAUUGUAUUAAUUUCAGCUAACUCCUGUAACAGGAUAUAAAACAAUAAAGAUAUGUGUUACAAUGUCACCAUUUCACUCCUUCAAUAUCAUGCAACUUUCCCUUUCUGGAAAAUUGUAUUGUUGGAAUAAUUGUUUUUAAUAAUGGAAAAUAUUCCUAAUUAUUAGGAAUUUUGAUGUAAAAACAUAGUAAUACAUAUCAUAUACUUUGCGGAAUAUUCUGGCGUUACUAAUACUCUUUAUCACUUUUGUAAGUGCAAACAGUUAGUAAUAUAAUAAAAAGCCUUCCUUUUUCGUGUUCA